This is a messenger RNA of Malassezia restricta, 4470 nucleotides long. RefSeq names its product phospholipid-translocating ATPase. Gene Ontology annotation, molecular function: ATP hydrolysis activity; magnesium ion binding; ATP binding. Bases 1 to 4470 code for a protein of 1489 amino acids. The transcript has a single exon. Gene Ontology annotation, biological process: phospholipid translocation. The record is from RefSeq and is a predicted model, not a curated record. Gene Ontology annotation, cellular component: plasma membrane. Lineage: Eukaryota; Fungi; Basidiomycota; Malasseziomycetes; Malasseziales; Malasseziaceae.
AUGGCUGAUGUGGAAAACACAGCUGCGGAAAAGCGAGGAGGUGCCGAGAGGCUUCGUUCUUGUGCCUCGUAUGUGUGGCAUAAGCUCAAACAAAUUGACUUGAACCCGGAAACGGCGUUCAGGCGCAAGCGCCCGCCACCUGCUUCGCGUCGGAUCAUGAUUAAUAUGGACCUUCCAAAAGAGGCUUACGAUACACGAGGUCGCAUUCGCCGCCAAUGGCUCUUCGCGACGAACCAGGUUAUCACUGCCAAGUACACAGUCUACAACUUUGUGUUCAAGAAUCUUUUGGAACAGUUCCGUCGUGUGGCCAACAUCUUUUUCCUUGUUCUUGUGAUUCUGCAAUUUUUUCCGGAGUUCACCACUAUUAGCCCUGGUUUGGCCAUGCUUCCACUCUUGAUUGUGUUGUUCAUUACCAUGGUUAAAGACGGCUAUGAAGACGUUAAGCGCCACCAAUCCGACCGAGCUGUGAAUCGGCAGCGGACACGUGUUCUUACGGGAGCCUCGUACAAGAAUCACAACAAGACAGAAGGCAAAUCACGGAGCCUACGUCUCAUAUGGCAGAUGAUGGUGCGAUAUGUAAUGCCACCAUGGCUCAUUGAGAAGUUUAGCAAGCGCAAGAAUGCCGUGUCUGUUCAGGAAUUGGAAAGCGGUGAAGCUGUGCCCAGUGGCCGGCCUGGAUCGCCAUCGCAACAAAACAAUGGUCGUAUGUCGUCUAUGAGCUUCGACAGCCUGCGUCCGCGGAGUCGACUGUCACAUGAAAACCAUCGAUUCAGCUCUUCAUCUGAGCACAGAAUGAACAAGAAUGCACCCCAUUGGGAGUCUAAGCAUUGGGACGAUGUAGUAGUGGGCGAUAUCGUGUGUCUUCGCAACAACGACCCCGUGCCGGCCGAUCUUAUCAUUUGUGCCACCAGUGAAGAGGAUGGUAGCUGCUUUGUUGAGACUAAGAAUUUAGAUGGUGAAAUCAACUUGAAGAGUCGCUUCGCCGUUCAGCAACUGUCUGAUUUGCGCUCACCUGAAGACUGCAUGGACCGCCAAUUUGAUGUGGAAGUCGAGCCCCAAAGCACCGACAUGUACAGGUUCAAUGGAUGCGUGAAUCUUUACGAUGAAACCGAUGAGGAGGGCAAGCCACUGGCUUGUCCUGUCACGUUGAACCAGACCCUUCUCCGAGGAUCCGCUGUUCGGAAUACUGAAUGGGUCAUUGGCGUUGUGGCGAUGACCGGUGCGGAUACCAAGAUUGUGCUUAACUCAGGUGAUACGCCAAGUAAGCGCAGUCUUAUGGAGUUCCAAAUGAACAAAAUGGUGUACGUGAACCUUGCUAUCAUUGGCGUUAUGGCUGUGGUGUGUGCUAUUGCCGACUCGCGUAUUGAACAGUACUAUUUCGAUCGGCAGGCCCCUUGGGAGUAUUUGGCAACAUUCAACGACGAUAAUCCCAGUUUGAACGGUCUUGUUUCAUUUGCCAACUCGCUGAUUACCUUUCAGAACAUUGUGCCGAUUGCCCUUUACAUCUCUUUUGAAGUUGUGCGGACCGUUCAGGCGCUUUUCAUUUUCGAGGACCAUGACAUGUACUACGAAAAAAUGAGCCGGCGCACCAUGGCGAAAUCGUGGAACCUUUCCGAUGAGCUCGGCCAGAUCCAGUACAUUGUUAGCGACAAAACUGGUACGCUCACCCAGAACCUUAUGAUUUUCCGUGGCUGUACCAUCAAUGGUGUCGUGUAUCAUGGUGGUGGUCAAAGUCCGACACUAGAUGGUAAGCUGCGUGUUCUGCCUAUUAUGGAAGAUGUCCCGCGCUUUUAUGACGAUGAUCUGACUAAGGCCAUCCAAGAUACUUCUUCGCAACAGCAUAAAUACGUGCAUGAGUAUAUGCGCUGCCUUUCCCUAUGUCACACUGUGCACCUGUCGCGCACUGAAAACAGAAAUGAAAUUUCAUAUCGCGCCGAGUCACCAGAUGAGCAGGCGCUCGUUGAGACGGCCGGCGCCAAUGGCUACGUGUACUGUGGCAGGCAUAUCAAUACGAUUCGCCUUCAAGUGCCAGGCGCGAGUGACUAUGAAACGUAUGAAGUGCUGCAGCUAAUCGAGUUCUCGUCUGCACGCAAACGUAUGAGUGUGAUCGUCAAGCGCCAAACAGAUGGCCGCAUACUGGUGUACACCAAAGGUGCUGAUUCGAUGAUUUACUCGCGCCUUGCGUCUGGCCAAGACGAAAUGUGUGCUACGACUGACAAGUCACUCGAAGAGUUUGCUAAUCACGGUUUGCGUACGCUGUGUGUAGCCAAGCGUGAACUUGAUCCUACUUGGUACCAACGGUGGUCGCGAGAAUAUCAACAUGCGAGUGUUUUGACUGAAGGGCGUGAAGAGCGCAUGGAAGAGCUAGCCAGUGAAGUCGAACAGCAGCUCACGUUACUUGGUGCUACGGCGAUUGAGGACCGACUUCAGGACGGCGUCCCGGAGACGAUUGCGGAUCUAAAGCGUGCUGGUAUUAAGAUUUGGGUGGCCACGGGAGAUAAACUCGAGACAGCCAUUGCUAUCGGAUACAGUACCAUGCUUCUUGCGCCAGACAUGAAUCUCAUUAUUAUCCGUGGUGGAGAAUAUGGCUCCAUGAACUCGGCCUUUACGCAGCUCGAGAAAGCGAUGGAUCGUUUCUUCGGCGGUAUUGAUGUCAGUGACAUGAAGCAUCCUCCGCCGCCCGUUUCGAUGGAUGCAGCAGGCGGUGACGUUCGCAGUAUUAUGAGUGCUGGCUCGCUUGUGGGCGAAGAAAAUGGAUCUCGUCCCGGUGGAUAUGCGCUAGUGAUUGAUGGACAUGCCCUUGAAUACGCUCUCAAGGAGCCUCACAGUCGUGAGCUUCUAAUCCACAUCUCGAGACACUGUCGUGCUGUGGUCUGUUGUCGUGUAAGCCCCUUGCAGAAAGCUCUAAUCGUUGGCCUAAUCAAAGAUGGUCUCAAGGGUAUUACAUUGGCGAUCGGUGAUGGUGCAAAUGAUGUAUCCAUGAUUCAAGCAGCCCAUGUCGGUGUGGGUGUGGCUGGUGAAGAAGGUAUGCAGGCUGUCAAUUCCGCCGACUAUUCCAUUGGACAAUUUCAGUUUCUUAAACGACUCAUUCUCGUGCAUGGACACUGGUCAUAUUACCGCAACAGCACCAUGGUCAAUGUGUUCUUCUACAAGCAAAUGGUGCACACUGGCACACUGUUCUGGUUCCAGAUUUAUUGUGGAUGGUCAACCUCUCAAGCUAUGGACUAUGUGUAUCUACUUUUGUACAAUGCUAUUUGGACCGUCGCCUCUGUGGUUGGUAUUGGUAUGUUCGACCGCAAUGUAUCAGACCAUGUGUUGAUGCAAGUGCCUGAGUUGUACACGGCCUCGCGUGAGCGGCGCUACUUUGGUAUUUGGCGGUUUCUGGGCUAUAUGAUGGAUGGAGUGGUUCAGUCCGUGGUCCUAUUCUUCCUGCUCAUGUACUUCUACGAUACGACCACGCCUCGCAAUGAUGGCUACGACAUUGAUUUGUAUGAGCCGACGACGAACAUGGUGCUUGCCACCGUGCUGGCUGCCAACUUAUACGCUGGCCUCGAGUCCAUGGCAUGGACGUGGUGGAUUUUCGGUGUUGUGUGGAUCCCUACUAUGCUCUUGUUCGUUUUCGAGCCCAUUUAUGCUGCAUUUCCGCCCACGCUGAUCUGGACGUAUUCAUGGGGCAAUAACUACUACUUGUAUCGUUCGGCACAAUUUUGGGUCGGUGGCCUCUUAUGUGCCUUCCUUUCCCUGAUCCCGCGAUUCAUGUACGAAUGCGUCCGAUUGCAUUUGUUCCCGAACGAUAUUGACAUUUUGCACUUCAUCGACGCAAAGUAUCCGAAUCACGAUUACGUGAAUGAUCCCCGUAUGCCGGGUCUACGGGCCGCUCAGUCCUACGAGUCAGAAGUGGAUGGCGACAUCUCUCGCGCGCCUUUGAAUGACACGUACCCAUUAAUGCCCACCCAAAGUCGCACGAGCAGUAUUUAUCACGACAUGAGCACAGGAGAAAAUCGGCCGUACCGCGGCUUCACCUUCUCAGCUUCUGACACACCUGUGCCUAGGCCCAAAAAGGCGAUUCGCCGCCUCAAGAAGCUAUUUAAGCCACAUAAGCGUCACAGCUACUCUUAUGUUCCGACAAGCCAACGCGCGUCUGAGUCAAAUCCCAUGUCGGAACCAAAAGAGCGCACUGGCGCGCAAACAGCCGUGUCAUACGAAUCUAAGCGCGAUUCUUUUACGCAUGAAUCUUCUAUGCCUGACCAAAUGGAUGAAAUCGAUUAUAAUCGCUUCAACACGGCCUCGGAGCAGCUGCCUCCUUUUUCAUAUACCGAUCAUGAUGAAGCGAUCAUGUCGCCGCGGCAUGAGUCGCGAUACAUGGAUCCGCCAUCUUUCAUGACCUCGCCAAACACAACCUACAGCGCCAUUUCGGAUCACUUUUAUACUGCUCUGGAAAAUCCGAACGUGCGCCAGCCGCAUUUCUAA